AUGAGACCUCCAGUGCCAGAUGUUGCGCUGCCUCGAUCUCGCAAGGCCUCCAUCGAACAGCAGUGGAUCGAUCCCCGCAGUGCCGCCCCCGCGACCUUCUUUCUGUCCCGCAAUCACGGUCUCGACCACGAUGACGACCUCUCCUCUGAUGAGCCCGAUGCCUCCAGGACGAGUAUGUACGGAGUACAGAGCCUUGAAGAAAGUAUCCUCCAGACUAGUCAAACUGCGUCCGUGUCCCAGUCAGAUCAGAUAGUUGGUAGUAAGGCCGCCGGAGUGGAACCGAUUUCCACCUCUCAAUCUCCCAACCGCGACGAUAAGGAGGACGAUGACGACCAGCUUUCCGGACUCAACCGCCGCAGGUCUACGCUCAAGCCCCUCGAUACUAUUCAUUCUAAUAGACUGGAUGCCUCUAUUACCUCGGACCUGAUCUCUCCCCGGCCCUUCACCCCCCUGAAUCUCAGCAACCCCGACGACCCUUCAUCUCUCCCUAGCAGUCCCAAAUCUACUUCGAACCAAUCUAUGCGCCACCUAGAUGAGAUCUCGAUCACGGAUGACUUGAGUAGCCAGGCGGUUGCCUCUGGAGAAGAAGACGAUGAUGCUCGAUCUAUCCACAACUCAGAGCACGAUAGCACAUCCCAGUUUAUCAUGCCAAGCAUCAAGAUGCCUAGUCGGAGACCCUUCACAUCGCGCGGGAAGUCACUCGGAAGGUUCAAAAUACUUGUUGCGGGCGCUUCUGGCUCUGGGAAAUCAUCUCUCAUUAGGUCGAUCGUCCAGGCUUGUGAGGACAUUGUACAUGUAGACGACUUUCCACCUACCGAUACCUCGACACCGUCGCGGACAUCUCUUACGACGAUCCAACUAUCUCAGGCACAUCGACUACCGUUGUCAACUACAUCGGAGAUCUACGCCAGUACCAAGCCGUACCCAUCCUGGUGGUCAGACUUGGAAGACUCACGCGUGCUGCGCCGUAGGAGAAGUACAGGUGAUGUAGUUCUAGAACGCAAUAUCUGCUUCGUUGAUACACCUGCAACUUCGCUGAGUCGCACCGGACAAGUGGAUGCCAUCAUACAUUACAUACGUCAACAGCUAUUCCGCGCAACAACAGCUAUUGAUUCUUGCAAUCACGACUUCCAAAACCUGCUUGCAGGGCAGGGUGGCACCCAAGUUGAUGCUGUACUUUAUCUCGUCUCUGCAGAUACCUUUGUGGCAGACAUGGAAUGCAUCGACUUGCUAUGCGAAUGGACCAACGUCAUCCCUCUGAUAUCCAAGGCUGACUUGUUGGCUCCUGAGCAGAUCUCUGCACUUAAGUCGGGGUUCCACAAGCAUACGCAAGCCACUCCGGCCAAGCCCUUCCUUUUCGGAAACACAGGUCCUGGGGCAGAUGACUUUGACGGACAGUUGCCUUUUGCAGUAUCCUCGGCCAAAACCAGUGAUGAAGAUGUUAUGGAUGCUAGCACUUUAAUGAGCCCCGACUAUGUCCAACCCCUGGUGCCCUCCGAAUUGACUUUGUUAGUCCAGAGGUUAUUCGACGCCGAGAAUAUCAUUUGGAUGCGACACUCAGCUGCAAAGAAACUAGCCCAACAGCAACGAGAGCAUUUCUGGCAACACCCAACUCGCCAACCUAGUACCCAACCAAUUAAUCAUGGCUCAAGCCGGGGUUCGCCCAGCUACACUAUGGCUCGGAUAGCAGAUCACACGCGACAGGAAGAGAAAAUGGCCCGUUUGCAGUUGGCAAAGUGGGCAUCUGAGUUGCAGCAAAGCCUUAAGAAUGAACGAGAGAGAUACGCUGCCAUGGCAAGGGGCGAGCGUGCCAUCUGGCUCACGGAACGGUUAGGCGAGUGCGUAGUAGACGGAUCUCUGGUCCCCAUUACACAAACGCCAGGCUUUUGCGGACUCCGAGCUCCCUUGGAGAAAGCAAGCGGGGGCAGUCUUCUUGUUCGAGCGCAAAGUGGGCAGAAUGUAGAGUAUCGCCUUGCCCGGAUUCGCCCGCAAGACCCUCUGGGACUUGUCUGGUUGUCCGAGGACCUCAAGCGGCGGGGCUGGGCCAUCGUUCAGAUCGUGGGCUCCUUUGGAGUUGUCGGGGGGCUGGCUCUUUGGCUUGCUAAAGCAUGGGGACUAUCCUCGCGCAGUCUGUCUGAAUGGCAUUUUGACUGGUGCGGUUCGACUGAUUGA
Messenger RNA from Aspergillus niger, 2172 nucleotides. RefSeq lists its product as uncharacterized. The coding region runs from base 1 to 2172 and encodes 723 amino acids. Gene Ontology annotation, biological process: cytoskeleton-dependent cytokinesis. Lineage: Eukaryota; Fungi; Ascomycota; Eurotiomycetes; Eurotiales; Aspergillaceae. The record is from RefSeq and is a predicted model, not a curated record. Gene Ontology annotation, cellular component: septin ring; microtubule cytoskeleton; septin complex. The transcript is spliced from 3 exons. Gene Ontology annotation, molecular function: GTPase activity; molecular adaptor activity; GTP binding.